AUGAUCACUCAGGUGAAGGUGAAGGUGAAGAGAUACAAAAAGCAACAAGUAGAAAGAAGAAGAAGAUCCUCCAGUCCCAGUCCUGUCCCGAUGGCAUCUACUAUAUCAGGUGGUUCCUGGUGUAUAUCAGUGUCGGUCAGACCCAAGGUGGAGGUGCGGAACAAGGCAGUUGUUAAGGUGAAAGCCAUGGCGGUGGCCAAGUUCAAAGGAACGCAGAUGAGGGAGAAGAAGUUGACAGAGAUGAUAGAGAAGAAGGUCUUGGAGGCCAAGGAGGUUUGCAAGGGAGAUCAAACCUCCGAUGAGUGCAAGGUCGCAUGGGACGAGGUCGAGGAGGUUAGCCAAGCCAAGGCCGAUCUCCGCCUCAAGUUGGAGAAGCAAGACCCCCUCGAAUCCUUUUGCCAGGACAAUCCCGAGACCGACGAGUGUCGAAUCUACGAAGAUUGAUCUUCCCGCCCCGCCAGCCACCACCAUGGGAUCGACCUGAUCAACUUUUUUUUUUUUUUUUUUAAUGCCUAUUUGCAUGUAUAAAAGAAUAUACAUGUGUUGGAUAUUGUACGCAGUACGUAUUUGUUGUAGAAGGGAGGAUGACCCAUGACCGUGUAUAAUGUAAUGUUAUGCAAUGCUAUGUCAUGUUAUGUGAUGCCCAAAUAUUUUGUAUUUCAACACGAAUAAUAUAAUAUAAUAUAAUAUAAUAAAAUGCAAGUCUUGCGAGUUUA
Ziziphus jujuba (common jujube) is the source of this 716-nucleotide messenger RNA. Its product is annotated as calvin cycle protein CP12-3, chloroplastic. The transcript has a single exon. The record is from RefSeq and is a predicted model, not a curated record. Gene Ontology annotation, biological process: negative regulation of reductive pentose-phosphate cycle. Bases 1 to 444 code for a protein of 147 amino acids. Gene Ontology annotation, cellular component: chloroplast. NCBI's taxonomy places the organism in Eukaryota, Viridiplantae, Streptophyta, Magnoliopsida, Rosales, Rhamnaceae.